Messenger RNA from Oncorhynchus mykiss (rainbow trout), 2495 nucleotides. RefSeq names its product P3 protein. The record is from RefSeq and is a predicted model, not a curated record. Gene Ontology annotation, biological process: bile acid and bile salt transport. Gene Ontology annotation, molecular function: bile acid:sodium symporter activity. Gene Ontology annotation, cellular component: membrane. NCBI's taxonomy places the organism in Eukaryota, Metazoa, Chordata, Actinopteri, Salmoniformes, Salmonidae.
UGUAUCCUCUAUGAUGCUGAGAAUGCAGCCCACGCAUGGAAGAAAGAAAACCCCCGCAAUUAGAUUUUUCUCAAGUGACGUUGGUGCUUAUUUUGGUAAGGGACCUAGAGAGUCAACGCAAAAAAAGAGAGUUAACGCUAGGGGCUUCUCUGAUUGGAUUAAAAUAAGUCUUAGCGAGUGAGUGAAAUAAGAGAAGAAAUCAGGGGGAAACGGAGGUGGUGACAGUUGGCAUAGAGACAAUAAAAACCGGAACUCGAGGCGACGGUUCUCCGAGGCAGAUAUUUCUUCUUAGCACGAAAAAAAUAUUCGUGUAUCGUCUGAUAUCGGUCAAAUAUGACAGCAUUUUUUUUAUUGGAAUUUAAGCAGCGUUCAAGUCGGAUGGGGCGGGGUGAUGUUUAAAUUCCGGUAGAAAGAGAGCAAGAACACGGGUAAAGCUAAAUGGGUACCAGAAGGAAUGUAGACCCCGCUACAUACGUAGCUAUUGUAUCAGGGGAUCUGAGAAGUUUUUAUCGCGUUCUGUAAAAGAGAGGCGGUUUAAGACGGACUGGGGAGGUCGCAGGCUGGGGAGCAGCGUGUAUUUGCGGCGCACCUAACAAUGAGGACGCUAUUUGCAUUCUGUUGUCUCUUCUUGAUAACGAGAGGAACAGAUCCACCAACGGAGGGCAGGUCCCUGACAGACAACAACAACAUGAACGUGACGGCCGACAGUAACAGAAGGUAUAUACAAAUCGGGGACGGGACCUCCCAAGAAUUUGAGUUUCCCGAAAACACUAAGGGCGUGAUUGUAAUCUCCAGUCAAUACCGAAGCGCCGUAAGUACGAAGGGCCGCGAGAGCUGGAAGCAAACGGUCAAUGUAAGCUCCUUGGACUCGGAGGUUCUUUCCAUCCUGAAUGUAAGUAACAGUCAUGCGGGGCCCGUGAAGAGUUUCAUUAUCAGCAUAAAGUCUGGGUUACCGGGUCGGGCACAACUGCUCAUCCAGCUAUUGAAGUUGGACCAGGAUUCUUUCCCUGUUGUAAUUGAAGAAAGGACAGACUACUGCAUCAGGGUGGCACCUGGCAGGGAUGACCCAGCUGCCGGGCUCAUACAGUCAGGCGUGCUGUCCCACUUUUCUGAGAACCCUGUCCUAUUUGCCUUGCUGCCGCUCAUCUUCAUCAACAAGUGUGCCUUCGGGUGCAAGGUAGAGGUAGAGGUGCUGAGGGGUCUCCUGCGGAAGCCUGUGCCCCUCCUCUUGGGGGUUGCAGGGCAGUUCCUGGUCAUGCCACUGUACGCCUAUGGUCUGUCCAGGCUGGGUUCCCUGCCAAAGGCCCUCUCCCUAGGCCUGGUCAUCACAUGCUCUGCCCCGGGCGGCGGCGGAGGCUACCUCUACAGCCUGCUACUGGGCGGGGACGUCACCCUAGCCAUCUCCAUGACCCUGGUGUCCACAGUUGUAGCUGCAGCAGCCAUGCCCCUGUCCUCUGCCCUGUACGGCAGGCUACUGGGUGUCCACGCUGCCCUCCAUGUGCCCUUUAUCAAGAUCCUGGGCACCCUUCUCUUCAUUGCCAUCCCCAUCUCCCUGGGCAUGCUGGUGAAGCUACGUCUGCCCAAACUUACCCGCGUGCUGCUGGCACUGAUCCGGCCCUUCAGCUUCGUGCUCAUCGUGGGUGGCAUCUUCAUGGCCUACCAGAUGGGGGCGUCUAUCCUGGCCAACGUGAGACCUCAGAUAGUGGUUGCGGGGGUGACCGUGCCCCUGUUUGGGCUGCUGCUGGGGUUUGGGAUGGGGAAGCUGGCAGGGCUGGCAGUGCCACAGAGGAAGACGGUCAGUAUUGAGGUGGGGGUGCAGAACAGUCUCCUGGCGCUGGCGGUUAUGCAGCUGUCGUUCCGGCGGGCGGAGGCUGACUUUGCGUCCCAAGCGCCCUUCAUAGUGGCGCUCAGCAGCACCUCUGAGAUGCUCCUCAUCGUCCUCGGUCACUUUGCCCAUCGAAAGUUCUGUACCCCCACCACCCGGACUGAAACCUGAUUGUAGACCAAGUUUCUGUUCUAAACCAAACCUGUGGAGGUCCCAGAGUGUUGGCUACAAAUCACACACAACAAUAUGAAAACAAUCAUUGACAUUGACACUGUUUACACAGGACAGCGAAUGGACAUUUUAAAUCAUGUCUUUUUUCUUGAAACCAAAGGCCUUUUCCUGCUAACCCUCUUUUUUCUUCAUUUUUUAAUGAGAUUGUACUGAAGAGUACCUCAUGUAAAUAGGCCGAAGAAGAGAAAUACCUAUUAAAGAAAAUAUAUUUUUCUAUAAAACAUUUUUUGUAAUUGAAAUUAUUGAUUUGUUUACAAGAGGUCUAUGUGUCAAAGGAAUGGGAAUGGUUUUGAAAACGGAUUGUGUGUCAGAUGGAAAAGUAUGGUGUUUGAAAACUAUUGUUACUAAUUUUUUUGUUCUGGAUUCAAAUAUGGUUUUCUAAGAGUCCAUGUACUUUAUAAAGAGGAGACGUAAAGAAAUAAAAGCAUUCAUAAAAGCA